Molecule: messenger RNA, 1964 nt
Organism: Sinocyclocheilus grahami
Lineage: Eukaryota; Metazoa; Chordata; Actinopteri; Cypriniformes; Cyprinidae
Product: asparaginyl-tRNA synthetase 2, mitochondrial
Exons: 14
Coding region: 45-1574 (509 amino acids)
Biological process (GO): asparaginyl-tRNA aminoacylation
Cellular component (GO): mitochondrion
Molecular function (GO): asparagine-tRNA ligase activity; ATP binding; nucleic acid binding
Source: RefSeq, a predicted model, not a curated record
CGCGACGUUAUUCGAUUUCAGGAAGCGCGUGGAGAGCGCCGUGAAUGUCAAAACAGAGACCAGCCGAACGAGCUGUUAGUGUUUUAUUAUCAUACAUUAUCAACAAAAUAACAUCACACUCAGCUGCUAUGAUGCUGUUUACAUUACAGCGGAUGCCUGCCUUCAGCACGACAUUGUUCUUACACCGACACUGCAGUCGCAUGCUGUCCAAGAACGUGAGAGUAUCUGAUGCGCUCUCGAGAAAGGAGACAGGAGCCAAUAUCAGAAUACAGGGAUGGGUUCAAUCCGUCAGGCCACAGAAAGACAACCUCUUCUUACAUGUGAAUGAUGGAAGUUCAUUGAAACCUCUACAGGUUGUUGCCAGCUCACACUUGAAUACCAGAGACCUCACAUUUGGCUGUGCUGUUGACAUCACUGGCACCUUAGAGAAGAGCAUAAAUAAGAGACAAAAUGUGGAGUUACAUGCUCAGCAUAUUAAAGUGGUUGGUGAAUGCAAUCCUGUGGACUUUCCUUUCAAGAUCAAGGAGCGUCAUUCUCUGGAGUAUGUCAGGCAGUUUCCUCACCUCAGAUGCCGAACAAAUGCCUUCAGCUCUUUGCUCAGGAUACGCAGUGAGGCUACAACCGCUAUCCAGUCAUUCUUCAGGGAUAACGGUUAUGUGCAGAUACACACACCAGUAAUCACCUCAAACGACUGUGAGGGAGCUGGAGAACUCUUCCAAGUUGAGCCUGCAGGUCAUAAAAAUGACUCAGACGAUCCAAACCCACAUUUCUUCUCUGUGCCGGCUUACCUAACAGUGUCAGGACAACUGCACCUGGAGGUGAUGGCAGGGGCUUUUUCAGCAGUGUACACAUUCGGCCCCACGUUCAGAGCGGAGAACUCUCAAAGCAGGAGACACUUGGCAGAGUUUUACAUGGUAGAGGCAGAGAUUGCCUUCACUGAGUCACUCGACGACCUUAUGAAGGUAAUGGAGGACUUAUUCAAGGCUGCCACGGAGCAUGUGCUGUCCUGUUGUGCAGAGGAUGUAGAGUUAUUUCACAAAUACAUUGCACCAGGACACAGGGAUCAAGUGGAUCUCAUGUUGAAAAGAAAAUUUAAUGUCAUUUCUUACACUGAGGCCAUAGACAUUCUAAAGAGCAGUUCACAGAACUUUACAUUCAGUACUGAGUGGGGCUGUGAUCUUCAGACAGAACAUGAGAAGUUCCUAGUGAAACAUUGUGGAAAUGUCCCAGUGUUUGUCAUUAACUAUCCCUACGAGUUAAAGCCUUUCUAUGCCCGAGACAACCAGGACCAGCCCAACCACACUGCAGCUGCUGUAGACCUCUUGGUGCCUGGAGUGGGGGAGCUUUGUGGUGGAUCCCUGAGAGAGGAGAGACUAGAACUUCUGCGUCAACGACUAGCACGGGCUGGUUUGGAGGACACAUAUGCAUGGUAUCUGCAGCUGAGAGAGUUUGGCUCAGUCCCCCACGGUGGGUUUGGGAUGGGCUUUGAGAGGUACCUGCAGUGCAUUCUAGGACUCCACAAUAUUAAAGAUGUGAUUCCAUUUGCAAGGUUCUCACAUUCCUGCCUGCUUUGAAACAGUGUUCUAAAAUGACAAAAAAACAAUUGAAUGUGCUUUAUUUUUUACUUUUGCCAAUACCGUUAGACAGUGGUUCACAAAACCUGUUCCUGGAGCCACCCAACACUGCACAUUUGAGUCUCUACUGAGCUGAUGAUCUGAAUCAGGUGUGUUUGAUUAGGAAAACUUACAAAAUGAGCAACAUUGAUGAAGUUCUAGAAACAGGUUUUGCAUUUUCAUGAAACUUAUUCAUCUUCUCUGUCAUAGAUAGGAGCAGAUAUUAGUUAACAGCCUACCUGAGGAAAAAAAAGAACAGAAAACAAAAAGUGGUCAUUUGUUUUGAUUUUUAAAAUUGACCAAUAUCAUCAAUCACAUUUAACAUCAUCAAAAUAAAGCCAUUCUCUUUGA